CGAUCGGAGAAUGAAUUCGGAGCGAUAGUAAACUUUCCUAAUUGGCAAGUAGCGAACUUACCAGCUAUGUCAGACACUGACAGACGAGAGCUCGUCCGCAAUGCAGUUUCGUUCCUUUCAGAUUCUACGACACAACAGGCACCGGUUGCCCAGCGUGUGCAGUUCCUCGAAGCAAAAGGUCUCACCGGUCCAGAGAUCGAGGAGGCAAUGAAGCAGGCCGCGAACCAGACUGUGCGCUCGCAACCUGCGCCUCAACUUCAAAAUUACUUUCAGUCGCCGUAUCCAACAUAUGGACCAACUCCCUAUCCCGGCUAUCCUUCUCAGCAGUGGGACUGGCGCGAUUAUUUCAUAACUGCUGUCAUAUCAGGAUCAGUGGUGUAUGGAGCCGUCUCGCUGUUCAAGAAAUAUCUUCAACCUCACCUCAUUCCUCCAGCAGCGACUGCAUAUGAGCAGGACCGUGAUGGUCUGACAGCACAGUUCGAUGCUGCAGAGGCUCUCUUGAAGGAAAUUCAGGCAGAGACUGAAGCCGUCAAGUCUGCGGUGUAUGAACAGAACGAACGGGUGGAUAAAGUCACCAAAGAUGUUGAGGCAGUAGUAGUUGAAAUGAGGGAAGGUGAGUCAAAGACGCGGGACGAGAUGCGUGAAAUCCGCGACGAAGUGGAAAAUAUCCGAGAGAUGCUGCCUAAGAUGAUCGAGAAGAACAAGGAGUCUCAGAAGGAGUCUCUUGCUGAGCUGCAACAAGAACUCAAAUCCCUGAAGGCUCUGUUGCUCAGUCGUGGGUCUGCUCCACUGACGAGCUCUCCUUCGACGCCCAUACCCUCCUUGGCCGGUAGACCAUCGAUACCUGCAUGGCAAUUGGCUAGCUCAGCGUCGGUACCAUCUGCUGCAGAGUCGCUACCGAGUACACCCGAUCCUGGACUACGCAAAUUUACUCUCGAAGAACGAUUACGCGCGUCGUUCUCAGUUGGAGAAGCAUCCAAUACCACAACGCCUGCUAUUUCUUCGAGAGUUUCGCCGGCGCCGAAUGCAGUUCCAGUCACGCAGCACCCACUCUCACCCACAUUUAUUCCUCUGCCAGCCUCCCCUGUGCUUCCAGCGGCAGCUUCUCCACCGCAAGUAUCUGAUGUCCAGCCCAGUGACCUUCCGGCAGAUCCUUUGCCAUUUACCCUCGCUGUAAAUCACCUCCAAGAUGCUAGUGAAGAAGGCUCUCAUACUAUCGUAUCAUCAGAGGUUCCUCAAGCUCUAGCUGAUAUUCCACUGCCACUCAGCCCAGAAGAGAAACCCCCCAUAGACAACUCCGAUAGUCUCCCAGUACCUGCAUCAGCCUCCACUGUAACAGAAGAAGCUCUAGCUGAUAUACCACUGUCACUCAACCCAGAAGAGAAACUUCCCACAGACAACUCCGAUAGUCUCCCAGUACCUGUAUCAGCCUCCACUGCGACAGAAGACGCUCUAGCUGAUAUAUCACUGCCACUCAACCCGGAAGAGAAACCCGCCACAGACAGCUCUGAUAGUCUCCCAGUACCUGUAUCAACCUCCACUGUAACAGAAGAAAAUCCUCAGCUACUUGACCAUCUUCCCGCUGUCACAGACACGGUACAUGCGUCAGACGUUCACGGAUCGGAAUCUAGAGACGUUGAUAGCAACACCGAUGUUCCGAUUCAAGUAGAUGUGUCUGCUUCGGACGAUGAUGUUGAUGGUGAUAGGACGGAACAGCCUCUAGAAGACCCUCCCGUUGUGCCUUCAGCAAAACGCAGCGAAGCUGACGUAGAAGCUCUUCAAGAACGUCUAAGACUUGUUGAACUACGGUUUUCAGACGUGUCGACGUCUUUUAAGAGACUUCAGGCAGAACGUUCGGCUGUAGAUGAUGUUAUCCGGGAAUUGACUCCUUUGGAGGAUACUGAGGAUGUGACUGUACUACGCGAUUACUUGGCUAACAUGAACAUGAAAACUGAGCUUGCACAGGAUGAACUGCAGCGUCUCAAUGGAAAACUCACACGUCAAGAGGAACGUAUCGAGGAGCUCAGAGAUACCCACAGGCUUGAAACCAGGUCUCAGUUGGACCAGAUCGACAAGCUCCGUCAACAGCUUAACGAAGCGGAAGCCCUCGUUUCAGCCUCCCAAGCUUCAGCUUCUCACACAGAAGAAGAAAUAGCGAGGCAGAAUGUUGAGAUUGAACGACUUGCAGUUGAGGCUGCUAAAGCAAAAGAAGUGGCAAAAGAAGAAGAAGAGAAACGUGUCAAGGCGAUUAGCCUCCUCAAGACUGUGCGUCAGAAGCUUGUCAAAGCCGAGAAGGAUAGAGACGAUGCAGUCAAGGAACUCGGAGAAUCCAAGGAAAAGGAGAGGCAGGAGCGAGACAAAGAGAGGGCUGAACGAGCAAGGUUGCAGUCAGAGAUCGAUGUGAUCAAUGCAGAGCGGGAGAAAGCGGUAGCCGGAUUAAGGACCCAGUUUGACAAGGAGGUAGCUGCUGUCAAGGACCGCAGUGAGAGGGAGCUUUCUGCCGCCCACGCACAAUAUGAAGCUGAGAUCGCAGCACUGAAGAUUUCGCAUUCAACGGAAUUGACUCAUAAGAGGUCACAGAUCGCCACAUUGGAAGCAUCUGUCAACAAGCUCUCCAGGGAGAACAGGACCUCCUUUGAGCAACUCCAGAUCCGGCAGGCCGAGUUAGAAUCCUCUCAGCACCACGUCGGGACCCUCCAGAGUCAAGAUACCGAACUGCAGUUCCAGCUUAGAGAAGCACAAGAUCAUGUUACCCUUCUCACAGAGGAAAUCUCAGAUCUUCGAGGAGAGCAAGAAACGCGACCGCAUGGGCAACUCGUUCCGCAGGAAGAUAUCUCCCAGCUCAUCUCCACGAUGGAAGCCAAGUACGAGGCCAAAUUGGCAGAGAUCAAAAGGAACUUGAUCCUCGCAGAGAAAGAGCGUACAGAGAGCGAAGCGGACUGGAGUCGCAAGCUUUGCGAGAAAAGUAGAGAAACGGACGAACUGAAGAUGAUUCUGCAGUCUUCUGCAAAAAUGCGGGAAGAGAAGCAUAGCACUACAGGAGUGCUGCAGGGUGAGAUCGAGAAACUCACAGCUGAGGUGCAGGAUCACCAGCGGCGUGCGUUGGAAUUUCAGCUACAGGUUGACCUCAUGAAGGAUGCUGAGACGUCAUUCCAGCUUCGCAUAUCAGAUGCGAAAGCAGAAACUGAGGGUUACAGGAACCAGCUUGAAAGCCUGAAGGCUCAUGAAGCACAGCUACGUGGGCACAUCAAGACACUCCGUGAGGAGCUUCGCAAGGUGCAAAACUCAGCUGCUUUGCUCGAGCGCCAGCGCAAUCCAGGAGUGGGUUAUUGGACCUCGCGAAGCGAGAACUCUGAUUCUCGUGCAUCGAUAUCAUCUGUCUCUGAUCUUCCAUCGCGAACUGCAUCUCCUGGACCAACAUCGCCCACCCCCUCGAAAGGUGAUGAAGAGGUUAACUUGGAGUACCUUAGAAAUGUGAUAUUGCAGUUCCUUGAGCACAAGGAAAUGAGACCCAAUCUCGUCCGUGUUUUGUCCAUCAUUUUGCGUUUUACACCACAAGAGACUCGGAGGCUGAUAGCAAAAGUGCAGUGAGGAAGUUAUUCAGUCUUCGAUGGAGCUUUAAAGUAUAUAUACACUACACUACGCUUGCUUUUGCUUUUUCCGCGCUGUCAUUGCAAUUUGCAUCAUUAGACACAUUACCAUAUUUGUCGUUACAUAAAUGAGCGCGCCGCAGCGCUAGCCCCGAGCUCGGUAC
Suillus paluster is the source of this 3754-nucleotide messenger RNA. RefSeq lists its product as uncharacterized. Gene Ontology annotation, biological process: protein import into peroxisome matrix, docking. The record is from RefSeq and is a predicted model, not a curated record. Gene Ontology annotation, molecular function: signaling receptor binding. Lineage: Eukaryota; Fungi; Basidiomycota; Agaricomycetes; Boletales; Suillaceae. Gene Ontology annotation, cellular component: peroxisomal membrane; peroxisomal importomer complex. The coding region runs from base 67 to 3591 and encodes 1174 amino acids. The transcript is spliced from 13 exons.